AUGAGUUCGAUUCCGGAUAUCGACAAAGUAAUCAGGGAGACACAACGAACUCCCUUCUCAUCCAGGAUCACUAAUACCUAUCUGCGCGAUACUUACAAGCUAUGUAUCCCAGAAUACUCUGGUAACAGCGAUCCACGAGCUUAUAUCCGAGCUCUUUAUCUCGAAAUUCUUCGAGCUCAAUUUUUUCCUAAAGAGAUAGCUGAAAACCUAGCCGGACCAGCUAAAAAUUGGUUCGCAACGCUGGAUGAAAAUUCAAUCGAUACUUUCGACCAGCUCCUUUCGGUAUUCAUAAACCAAUAUUCGAUCUUCAUCGAACCAGAAGUUUCUGAAGCCGAUCUCUGGACGCUUUCUCAAGCUCCAAACGAAUCACUUCGAUCUUACGUCAACAGAUUCAAAGCAAUCAUCGCUAAGAUCGAAAACCCUAACGAGGCAGUAGCUCUACUAGCCUUCCGAAACAACCUUGUGAAAAGAAAGGCCAGGUUAGCUAAACGCAACAAGACCUCAUCGAACGAUAACGACAAAGCAUCCCAAAAACGGGAACGCAAGGUCGGAAUCAACCACCAAGAGUCACCUCUUUCUAAAAAGAAACGAUCUGACUCGACCCAACACCUAGAGAGCUCAGCUCACGCAGCAGCUCAAUGA
Microthlaspi erraticum is the source of this 642-nucleotide messenger RNA. The record is from the annotation of a GenBank genome assembly. NCBI's taxonomy places the organism in Eukaryota, Viridiplantae, Streptophyta, Magnoliopsida, Brassicales, Brassicaceae.